Messenger RNA from Oryzias melastigma (Indian medaka), 1701 nucleotides. RefSeq lists its product as uncharacterized. The coding region runs from base 859 to 1599 and encodes 246 amino acids. The record is from RefSeq and is a predicted model, not a curated record. The transcript has 5 exons. Lineage: Eukaryota; Metazoa; Chordata; Actinopteri; Beloniformes; Adrianichthyidae.
GAUGGACUAUUUUGGCCAACAUGUGUAAGUACAGUGUGUGUGUAGACAGGUCCCGCUCAUUCUAAUUAGCUAUUUAGACCUGGAUGUUUUAUGAUGUUGCUUCCCUCUGUCGCAAUCUUCUUUUUCUUCUAGAAAAAAACUAGACCCCCCCCAACCUCCCUCUCCUUCUUUUCCGUCCGGUGCAACAAAAAAAAAGAUACAAACAUAGUAAAUAUAAGUAAGUUUUAGCAUGAAAUACAACAGGGGUUUAUACUCAAUAUACCCCUGUUGUGACAGUAAAAUCUUCCCCACACUAGAGGCUCUCAGCCUGUAUCUGUUUCCUCAGUUGUUGGACAGGACAAGUUAGAAAGAAAAAAAAAAGAAAGAAAUGGUACCAGCCGAUCCUGCUUAACAUUUUGUAAUGGAGAUGCUAAAAAGUCCAGUCUGGUCUGGACAGCUCAGUGGAAACAAGGUUUUUAUCUUAUUUCCCCUGCUUUUUUCAUGUUUAUACUGAUCAAUUCUUCAAAUUUUACAAUUCUUUCAUUUCGUUUAUGCAGUCAAUGUUUUUAAAAAUGCAGUUUGGUAGAAAAAAAUAAAGUAAUAAUCUGGAAUAUAAUUUGAGAAGUAUCCUUCAAUUCAGUUUGGAUCAGAACUUCCAUGAACUUGUCAUGAAGGAUGAAUCUCUGAGAUCCACGUCUGCUCCUCUGGACAGAACCUCUGCAGGUCCAGAACCUUCAGAAGGUCAAACUGAGGAGUGUGUGGACUUGUUUGUUGAAGCGGCGUCGGAAGUGGAGCGAAACGCCCCUUACUUCCUGUCUGAAGGGUUUCAGGGGAAAGUGAGGUUUCCUCAGCUGCAGACGAGCUGUUGCCACAGUCGUGAUGCAGUUCAUGUCUGUUCACAUGCAGACAGGCUUCUGCUGGAUGGAAACAUACAAACUUUGCUUUCUGCUGCUUCUCUCCAACGCUGAAGGUUCUCGAGAACGGUUCCAUAAGAUCCUUCAUCAUCAGCCGGAUGUGACUCCAGUUUGCAGAAACGAUUCCAGUAACGCCAUCAUAAUGACAGUCUGCUGGAUCCACACCAAGGGGGGGCGCUGCCGCCUGACCUUCAGACCUGGACGCAGCUCUGACCCUGAAUGUGGCUCCAAGUUCCAGAUGAUGGUGGAGAACCAGACAGUGUUCCUGCAGCUGAGCUCUCUGGGAGCCGAGGAUAGCGGGAACAGCAACUGCGAGUGUUCCCACGCUGAAGGAACCACCAACGUGGAGCUGGACUUCACCGUGGUCACCACAGGGAAUAGAACCAACGACUCGUUUCCAGAACUACCCAAUAUCCAUCAAAACAGUUUUCACGGGGUGCUGAUUCUGGUGCUGAUUCUGGUGCUGGCUUCAGGAGUGGUGCUGUUUCUGCAGAUGAUCGUCUCUCAGAGAAGGAGGGAGAACGUCUGUCCGAAGCUGCGUUUGCAUCGUUUACCCAGCAGGAGGCGACAGACACCAAACAGCAGCCCUCCACAGACGGUGGUGGAGGACAUCGAGCCGUACGACGUGUUCCAGCAGAAGGAGAACGUUCUGUAUUUAUCCUCUAGAGCCCACAGUUGCAGCACCAUCAGCAGCGUCCUCACCUGACAGCCGUACAUCACACACAGAUGACUUUCUCUGUUGAAGAAGUUCGGUGUGUUUCUGUUUGAAUGACAAACCUGAGCAGAAUAAAUUCUAAUGAAAAAGGUG